Messenger RNA from Cylindrotheca closterium, 1656 nucleotides. The record is from the annotation of a GenBank genome assembly. NCBI's taxonomy places the organism in Eukaryota, Bacillariophyta, Bacillariophyceae, Bacillariales, Bacillariaceae.
AUGCCGGCGUUUCAUCGAUUGGCUACCCAUGAACCACCGCCUAGCUCCAGAACAUCAUACGAUGCUACGACUGAAGCUGCGAGUCAUGACGUGACCAAUGAUCAUCUUCCGUCAAUGGAAAUUGAUCAAAGAAGCAACGAUAGCACUGGCGAUGUGCCAGUGCUGGUGGAUACGCCAAUACUGGUGGAUUUGGGGAGUCAUCGGGAUCAUUCGACCAAACAUCUUGGGGUACUGACAUUGACGAUUCUGGUAUUCUACAACGUAUCAGGGGGUCCAUUCGGGGCUGAAGCAGCAGUGCGAGCGGGUGGAAAUCGCAUGGCGCUGCUUGGAUUUUUGCUUGGACCAUUAGUCUGGUCGAUACAAGAGGCUCUGCUAACAGCAGAAUUGGGGACUACUUUCCCAGAGGCCGGAGCUGGAGUCGCCUGGGUAGAGGAAGCGUUCGGCCCGAAGGCUGGAUGGUUUUGUGGAUACCUUGGGUGGAUCGCAGGAGCCACGGACAAUGCAAUUUAUCCAGUCUUGUUCCUGGACUAUCUUCAGGAGAUGCUGGGUCAAAGUAGCGAUGCCAGUGCGGAGUCGGAUGCCACGGCGGCCGAGGAACGUCCAAUUAAGAGGUUUUUGCUUCUGUCAUUUGCAUCAGCAGUGCUGGGAUACAUCAACUGGCGAGGACUGGAUGUGGUGGGGAAACUUUCGGUCUAUAUCGCAGUAAUUGCAAUGUCACCCUUUGUGAUCAUGACGAUAGUCGGAAGCUUCAAAGUGGAUCAUGAACGUUGGCUCGAAUGGCCGCCGCCAAGCACGGAGCAAGAUGGCUCAGAUUCUACUAUAUUUCAAAGCAUUCAGUGGGCACCCUUAUUGAACAAUCUCUUUUGGAAUCUCAACUCGUUCGAUGCCGCUGGAAGUUUUGCUGGUGAAAUCGAACCCUCCAAGUUUCACAGGGGCAUGCUAUGGGGUACCUUAUUGGUGGCGUUGUGCUACUUUCUACCGUUGCUGGUUGCCAUUGGUGCUUCACCUCCUACGUCGGAGCGCCGCCCUGGUGACUGGGAAGAUGGGUACCUGACAAUAGUCAAUGCAGAAGUGGUGGGUCCAUGGUUGGGAACUUGGACUGUGAUGGCAGCAGGCAUUAGCAACAUUGCUCUUUUUCAAGCCGAGCUCAGUGCAGAUGCUUUUCAGCUCAUGGGUAUGGCAGAUCGAGGUCACGCUCCAAGGAUAUUUGGUCGAAAAAGUCAGCACGGAACCCCAACAUAUGGGAUCGUAUUGGGAUUGAUUGUGAUUUUGUUGAUGGAUUUUGUGUCCAAUUUGGACCAACUGAUCGAGAUGCUCAAUUUCAAUUACGCCGUUGCAUUACUCAUGGAGUAUGCUGCCUUUUUCCAAUUACGGAUCAAGCAUCCAGACCUGGAAAGACCCUUUCGGAUACCAUUUGGCAUAGUGGGUUGCUUCUUUUUUUUCCUUCCUAGUCUUCUGGCAACACUCCUUAUACUUUCGCUCGCCGGGAAAGCGACCUACAUUAUGUUUGCGUCAAUCGUUGCAGUGGGAAUCGUAAUGCUUUCACUUUGGCAAAAGGACGAGGAUCCUCAUCAAUAUGAUCCAAAUUUGCCGGUAAGCGACCCGGAAACUGAUGUGAUGACCAACGCUGAGACUACUGGGCUUGCUUCUGACUGA